Messenger RNA from Owenia fusiformis, 1581 nucleotides. The record is from the annotation of a GenBank genome assembly. Lineage: Eukaryota; Metazoa; Annelida; Polychaeta; Sabellida; Oweniidae.
AGAAAUUAUAAUAAUUUUUUAGAAAUAUUUUUGCAAUUUUUUUUUGCAAAACUGAUUUUGGAAAUUCAUAAGUCAGUUCAGAUUUUUAGAUAAGUCUGAAAUUUUUUAAAAGUCUUCUGUAAAGGAAAACUUUAUGUGGCGUGUCACGGUUGAAAUUAACGGAAGUGAAGGAAGCGGGAAUUGUCAAGCAGAAAAACAUGUUUUGCACUGGCUGUGGGAAACCAGCUGUGGGAAACUUUUGCUGUCACUGUGGUGUAAAAUGCCAACCAACACCAAAUACCAGUCCAGGCACUAGUAGUGGUAGUGUGUCUUCAGGAAAAAUGAAAUAAAUCCAGUGAUUGUGUUGAAAUCGUACCGUAUCAUGAUUCUCAAGGGAGAUGAAAUGAACAAUAUGGAUGACAAUGGAUUCGAUAGAGGCAAAGAGACAGAUGCUCUAAUAUGUGUGACUAGAUUGACUGGAGAUGAUGGGAAAAUCAUUUUUGAUGAUUUUGAUGAGCAAGUGCGAACAUGGCCUCCUACACACUUUAGGCAGAGAAUAGAGGUGAUGUACGAUGGUGAAAAUGCCAAAGAUCUUGGUGGGCCACGUCGAGAACUUCUUACAGAUUUAAUAAGGUACAUCAAAGGCGAUGAUUCACCAUUCCUAAAUGUGAUCAACAAUGAGUGCUGGAUCAGUACUAGUGAAAGAGAACACAUAGGAUAUUUUGCUGCUGGUGUUGCUGUUGCUAUGGCAUUGCUUUUUGAGGGACCACCUGUCAACUUCCUGGCAGAGGGGCAGAUGGAUAGACUCUUAAAUAAGGAAAGCUUAGAACUAAAUGGAGGAGAGCGAGAGUUUUCAAGAGGAAUGAACAUGUAUGGUGUGCUUGAGCUUGUAAGGAAGAAGCCCGUUAUGCGGUAUCUGCUUCGCCCAGGAACCCAGGCAGUCAUGACAAUGCGCAAGUUGAAGAGUCUCGUAAAACCUGUGUUUUCCGAAGCGGGAACCAACAGUAAAAUAAAAGAAGAGAAAAUAUUUCGAAUGUUCAACAAAUACUUAAUAGAAGUACAGCAUGGCAACAGGCCAGUUGAUAUCCCAAUGAUACUUAAAUUCAUAACAGGCUCUGAAACGGAACCCAUAACAGGGUUCGACCCGGGAUUAACCAUUGAAUUCUAUGACAACAAUGAUGAUAUCCCAACAUCUUCUACAUGCACAAAUACUUUCCGCCUUCCAUAUUAUGAUGGGAUCAAACAAGAUAGUGUAUUUGCAAAAUUUGAUUAUGCAUUUAGUAAUAAGUACUUUGGCAAACAUUAAAAGUCUUGUCUACAUACUGUACAUGUUUCCUGGCGCACUGUCAGGAUUUACAUUUUUUAGUGGACAUUGCCUGAAGCUUAAGAUUUCUUUAGCAUUAGCAUUUUAAAGCUAUCAUCUGAGAAUUCAUUUCUCUAAUUAUCCCAUCGAACGAAGUUCGGAGGGAUAUAGGGAACGCCUCCGUCCGUACGUCCUUCCUUCCGUACAUCCGUCUGUCCGGGGGAUAACUCAAAUACCGUUUGCCCGAUUUUGUUUUGAGAGUAGAAGUUCUGCUCGAAAGCCGAUUUUCAAAAUGGCCA